Molecule: messenger RNA, 4591 nt
Organism: Piliocolobus tephrosceles (Ugandan red Colobus)
Lineage: Eukaryota; Metazoa; Chordata; Mammalia; Primates; Cercopithecidae
Gene: GPC2
Product: glypican 2
Exons: 10
Coding region: 2214-3953 (579 amino acids)
Biological process (GO): regulation of protein localization to membrane; regulation of signal transduction; smoothened signaling pathway
Cellular component (GO): synapse; extracellular region; plasma membrane
Source: RefSeq, a predicted model, not a curated record
CAGCCUGGGCAACAUAGCAAGACCCCAUCUCUACAAAAAAUAAGCAAAAACUAGCUACGUGUGGUGGCGCACACCUGUGGUCCCAGCUACUCAUGAGGCUGAGGCAGGAAGACUGCUUGAGCCCCCAGUUUGAGACGACUUGGCAACAUGAAAUGCGUCAAAAAAAAAAAAAAAAAAAAAUCCGAGCAAAGCACACACCAGGGCAGCUUCAGACACAGCCCUCUCUAGAGGCUUCAGAAGUGUAAACUGCCUGCUGCAAGGGAAUUUAACUCAUAGGUUUAAAAAAAAAAAAAAAAAAAGGCAAGGCGCCCACAGUGGCUCAAACCUGGAAUCCUAGCACUUUGAGCGGCUGAAGCAGGAGGCCUGCCUGACCCCAACAGUUUGAAAUCAGCCUGGGCAACAUAGCAAGACCCUGUCUCUACGAAACAAAACAAAACAAAACAACCAGCCAGGAGUGGUGGUGCACCUGUAGUCCCAGCUACUGUGGAGAAUGAGGUGGGAUGAUCACCUGAGCCCAGGAGGUGGAGGCUGCAGUGAGCUAUGACUGCACCAUGCACUCCAGCCUGGGCAACAGAGCAAGACUGUCUCAAAAAAUAGUAAUGACAAAUAAAUAAGACAAAGAAAGCACCAAGGGAUUGCAGACACCAAGGCCCCAGAAACUCGGCAGUGAGUUUGGAAUUGCUCUCCAAAAGCCGAGGUGUGGUGCACGGUGGCUCCCGCCUAUAAUCCCAGUACUUUGGGAGGACGAAGCGGGAGCAUCGCUUGGGCCCAGGAGUUCAAGACCAGCCUGAGCCACAUAGCAAGGCCCUGUCUCUUAAAAAAAAAAAAAAAAAAAUUAAAUUAAAAAAAAGCCAAGCAAGGCAAACAGAAAGGCAGCUUCAGACACACCCCUCUCAGGAGGCUUCGGAAGUAUAAACUGCCUGCUGCAAGGGAACUUACAGGUUCUUAAAAAUGAAAUAAAAUUAAACCAAUAAAUAAGAAAAAAAAAAAUACAGAAAGACCCCAGGCUUACGUUUCUAGAGGACUAGCACCUGAUUCCACCUGGAAUGGAACGGGAGGCUCUUAAGGAUUUGGGGGUGGAAGCGCCAUGAGAGUAGAGCUGGAAAAGCAAAAGGAGUAAAGGCAGGCGCGCAUUUCCCAUUUUUCCAGAAGGUAAAAAUAUCUACGACUGCCCCUGGGGUAACCGGCUUCGGGAAUGAGGAGCCUUCCAAGCGCUUCUCUGGAGGCCUGGGGAGGGGAUUCUCGGGCUCUGUGGCAGAGGCCAUUAGGGGCACGGCCCAGGAAGGAUCCUAGUAUCAGGGCCGGGAGGGUCGCGAGACGAUGUGUUCUUGUGUCAAGGAGAAACCUCACUGUCAGAGCCUGGAAGAGUGACUUCUGGCGAAGCAGGGUUCAGGGAAGGCCCCUCACCUCAGGUCCCUCAGGUGUCUCUCGCUACCCCACCUUCCGCACAGGCGCCCGCCGCUGCCCUUCCGGUGGCGAAAGAGUUCAGAAAAGCGCGGGAAGGCACAAAACACGCUGUGCGCAAGCGCAAUCCCAACGGCUCGCCCAGGGCCAGUAGCUAUCGCGAGGCUUGGGAGUGUGCGAGCUGGUGCGCGCCACGUUUGAGUUACGCCGCUCCACAGCCUCGUGUGGCCUCAAGCUCUCAGGCGUGCUGCCCUGUCACGUGGGCUUGGGCACGCGUGCGGUCCGCUUUAGCCCCGCCCCCACCCAGGCCCCACCCCCGCAACCCUCAAUCUCCCCCUCCAUUGGACGGGUUUCGGACCAGACUUGUAGUAACCCCUUUAAUCUGGCUUCUCAAUUGCCAUAGGCUGGAUUCCACCCAGGCCCCGCCUUUUGAACAGGAUCGCCACGCCCCCGAGGGAGACCACGCCCCCAUUUUACCAACCUCCUCAGUGCCGGCCGGUUCCCGCCCCCCUGCCGAGCUUCUGCGCUACAUUGGCUUAAUUUCUUCCUUGCCCCCGCCCCUGAAGCCGGCUCCGAGCCAUUAUUGGCGGGGCCCCGCCUCGGACCCCGCCCCCUGUCCGGCUCCCCGCUCCCAUUGUCUCGGCAGAUGCCGCCUGGUCCAGCUAUCGCGCUCGGUAUUCAGUUUUCGGGGAUAGCGCUCUUUCUCUGACCCGCGGAGCGGUCCCGCGGCCGAGUACCGGAUUCCCGAGUUUGGGAGGCUCUUCUUUCCUCCUUAGGACCCACUUUGCCGUCCCGGGGUGGCUGCAGCUAUGUUCGUGCUGCGACCUCUCCUGCUUCUGCUGCUGCCUCUGUGUCCCGGUCCUGGUCCCGGACCCGGGAGCGAGGCAAAGGUCACCCGGAGUUGUGCAGAGACCCGGCAGGUGCUGGGGGCCCGGGGAUAUAGCUUAAACCUAAUCCCUCCCGCCCUGAUCUCAGGUGAGCACCUCCGGGUCUGUCCCCAGGAGUACACCUGCUGUUCCAGUGAGACAGAGCAGAGGCUGAUCAGGGAGACUGAGGCCACCUUCCGAAGCCUGGUGGAGGACAGCGGCUCCUUUCUGGUUCACACACUGGCUGCCAGGCACAGAAAAUUUGAUGAGUUUUUUCUGGAGAUGCUCUCGGUAGCCCAGCACUCUCUGACCCAGCUCUUCUCCCACUCCUACGGCCGCCUGUAUGCUCAGCACGCUCUCAUAUUCAAUGGCCUGUUCUCUCGGCUGCGAGACUUCUAUGGGGAAUCUGGUGAGGGGUUGGAUGACACCCUGGCGGAUUUCUGGGCACAGCUCCUGGAGAGAGUGUUCCCGCUGCUGCACCCACAGUACAGCUUCCCCCCUGACUACCUGCUCUGCCUCUCACGCUUGGCCUCAUCUACCGAUGGCUCUCUGCAGCCCUUCGGGGACUCACCCCGCCGCCUCCGCCUGCAGAUAACCCGGACCCUGGUGGCUGCCCGAGCCUUUGUGCAGGGCCUGGAGACUGGAAGAAAUGUGGUCAGCGAAGCGCUUAAGGUGCCGGUGUCUGAAGGCUGCAGCCAGGCUCUGAUGCGUCUCAUUGGCUGUCCCCUUUGCCGAGGAGUCCCCUCACUUAUGCCCUGCCAGGGCUUCUGCCUCAACGUGGUUCGUGGCUGUCUCAGCAGCAGGGGACUGGAGCCUGACUGGGGCAACUAUUUGGAUGGUCUCCUGAUCCUGGCUGAUAAGCUUCAGGGCCCCUUUUCCUUUGAGCUUGCGGCUGAGUCCAUUGGGGUGAAGAUCUCGGAGGGUUUGAUGUACCUGCAGGAAAACAGUGCGAAGGUGUCCGCCCAGGUGUUUCAGGAGUGCGGCCCCCCGCACCCGGUGCCGGCCCGCAACCGUCGAGCCCCGCCCCCCCGAGAAGAGGCGGGCCGGCUGUGGUCGAUGGUGACCGAGGAGGAGCGGCCCACGACGGCCGCGGGCACCAACCUGCACCGGCUGGUGUGGGAGCUCCGCGAGCGUCUGGCCCGGAUGCGGGGCUUCUGGGCCCGGCAGUCCAGGACUGUGUGCGGAGACUCUCGCAUGGCAGCAGACGCCUCGCUGGAGGCGGCGCCCUGCUGGACCGGAGCCGGGCGGGGCAGGUACUUGCUGCCAGUGGUUGGGGGCUCCCUGGCCGAGCAGGUCAACAACCCCGAGCUCAAGGUGGACACCUCGGGCCCCGAUGUCCCGACACGGCGGCGUCGGCUACAGCUCCGGGCGGCCACGGCCAGGAUGAAGGCAGCCGCACUGGGACACGACCUGGACGGGCAGGACGCGGAUGAGGAUGCCAGUGGCUCUGGAGGGGGACAGCAGUAUGCAGAUGACUGGAUGGCUGGAGCUGUGGCUCCCCCAGCCCGGCCUCCUCGGCCUCCAUACCCUCCUAGAAGGGAUGGUUCUGGGGGCAAAGGAGGAGGUGGCAGUGCUCGCUACAACCAGGGCCGGAGCAGGAGUGGGGGGGCAUCUAUUGGUUUUCACACCCAAACCAUCCUCGUUCUCUCCGUCUCAUCCCUGGCCCUGCUUGGACCUCGAUAACAGGGGAGGGGUGCCCUAGCAUCAGAAGGGUUCAUGGCCCUUUCCCCUCCUCCCCCCUCAGCUGGGCCUGGGGAGGAGUCGAAGGGGGCUGCAGAGAAGGUAGAGAAGGGACUUUGCAGGUGAAUGGCUGGGGCCCCAAAUCCAGGAGAUUUUCAUCAGAGGUGGGUGGGUGUUCACAAUAUUUAUUUUUUCAUUUGGUAAUGGGAGGGGGGCCUGGGGUAUUUAUUUAGGAGGCAGUGUGGUUUCCUUAGAGGGUAUAAUCUCCAGCCCUCUAAGGCUGGGGCUGGUGAUCAGCUCCAACAGAGAAAGUGAGGAGUUUAGAGUUGCAGCUGGGGAAGAGGUUUGAAGGAAGUUGGAAGUCGGGAGGGGUGGGGGCAUCUGGUCUCAGAAAUGGACAAAGCUGGAUGCUGACAGGGUGUGGGGCAGGGGACUGGGGGUGCUUGAGUAGGAUGUGAGGCUUCAUGGGCCUGGGUUCUGUUGAGUUUUUUCAGUAUCAAUUUCUUAAACCAAAAUUUAAAAAAGACAAUGUGGGGGGGGGGGUGCUCAUCUCGUCACCUCUGCCACCCACAUCCUUCACAAACUCCAUUUUCAGUGUUUGAGUCUGUGUUUAUUCUGUAAAUAAAUGGUAAUGUAUUGGA